Mucor mucedo is the source of this 2026-nucleotide messenger RNA. Its product is annotated as Rgp1-domain-containing protein. NCBI's taxonomy places the organism in Eukaryota, Fungi, Mucoromycota, Mucoromycetes, Mucorales, Mucoraceae. The record is from RefSeq and is a predicted model, not a curated record. The coding region runs from base 53 to 1849 and encodes 598 amino acids. The transcript is spliced from 10 exons. Gene Ontology annotation, biological process: retrograde transport, endosome to Golgi. Gene Ontology annotation, cellular component: Ric1-Rgp1 guanyl-nucleotide exchange factor complex; Golgi membrane.
UUAUAUUUAUACUAAAGCCCUUUCUUCCUUCCUAAUUCUGUAUUCCGGUCGUAUGAGUGUUAUUGUUACCACCUCUUUUUCUCAGGACGCUAUCUUUUACGCUGGCGAAACAGUGUCCUGUACAAUAUCAUUCACACAUUCCGUCAGAGAAACUACAAAGACAAAUCACCAAAGAGCACAAUCGCUUCCUUCCUUCGAUUUAAACAGGACACAACCUAAUGCCGUUCCUAAUCGGCUGCCUACGUUAGAGGUUGAGAGUAUGCCUAUGACUAGUUCGUCCUCGCGUAAAAUGUCUCUGUCUUCACUCGCCUCGUCCACAUUUUCGUAUUUAACUGGGUCUACGAAAGAUCCCGAAUCCAUAGCUGAUACAAGAGAAUGGAAGGAUUUAACAGAAUCCGUACUUGAUAAUUUACCUUCAGAUACGACUAUUGAAUUAGAACAUGAGGAAACACCAAGAUCAAGUAUAGAUACAAGAUACACAACAAGUAGAAGGAGCUCAAUAGAUUCUACCAUAUCCAGUGUUCCGCGUCAUCCACGUCUACAUCGAUUAUCCUCUACCCGAGCAAAAUCGUUUACUGCCUAUCGCAACGAACACUUGUUAUGGGGAUCGGCACAAGUGAUUGGACAAUUUGUUUCGGAUCCAACACUAGUAGAUACUAAUGCGUUUACACCAUUAAAAUCAAAAGCCAUGUACCACCCUUUCGGUGCAUCAUCUGGAGGGGGUACAUUAACAACAUCAUCGUUAAAGAAAGAGGCACGAACAACGCCAGUGUUCUCUACACCACCGAGUAUUUUAUUCGUAGAUCUAAAUUUAUCGCCUGGGGAAACCGUCAAAUAUUCGUACCAACUUAAGCUACCAAAAAAUUUACCGCCUACAUACAGAGGGAAAGCCAUGAGAUUUAAUUACUAUCUUGUGAUCGGCUCACAAAGGUCUUCUUGCUUAAAAACGGUUGGUGCACAGGGUCAAGUGGUACAAAUUCCUUUCCGUGUAUUCAAUCACGUAUCAGAGGACGGAAAUAGGCCGAUUUAUGACUUGAUGAGUCCCGAGAUUUAUUACACAGACCAGGCAAUUGUAACAAAAAUUGACCUAAAAGCUCCGUCCCGCUUUGGUAAUAAUGCUACGAAAAAUAAGCUCGACGGCUCCAUACCGAACCAAAUGGAUGCUCGCCAGGGGUUUAUGAAUUAUAUUGAUGGGUUGAUUGAAAAGACAGCAUCUCAUAAACCAGUUUAUAAAAUCAUGCAACGGGAAAAUGAUUUAUAUGAACAAGAAACCAGGGAAGAUAAAACAUCAUGCCGUCAAACUAUUUCCCGGAUUACAAACAUCAAUACAAAAGCAACGUUUGAUAUCUGUAAGAAUAACCAACGUGUGGCCCAGCUUCAUCUUUUAAAAACGCUCUAUCGACUGGGAGAACCAGUACAUGGCAUUAUCGAUUUCGAGGGUGCUGUUCUACCAACAUUUCAGAUGUCUGUUUUAUUAGAGAGUCAUGAGAUUGUCGACACAAGUAUAGCCCAACGACCAGCGAAUUACAUCACGAAAGUCUCGCGAAAGCGACACGCAGGUCAUUACGCUUUUUGUAGAAACGAUACGCGCACAACCUUUUCGCUGGCAGUGCCAGCUUCAGAAUCGCCCGAAUUUCAAACGACUGGAAUGAAAUUGCAGUAUUACCUUAAAGUGGAAUUUAUUGUUACUGAGCAGGCUUCAUUUGGACUUGUGCAAGAUAGAAAUCAUAACCAAAGUGAAAGUCAUGAUCAAAUCCAAGCAAGUAAUUUUGAUUGUCAAAUACCAAUUCAUAUAUUCGGUUCAUCUAGCACCAUGUUUGGCGGUCCGCAUAUUUUCACAGUACAAUAAAAAAACCUAAAAAACUUGUUUAGGGUUGAUUGGUUGUAUGGUGUGACGGGAAGUAUGUAAUGCGUGAGGUCUUUUUUUAAUCUUUUGCCCCACCCGCUCCAGUUGACUGCUAAUUUCACGUGCGGUAGUAAAUUAUAUGUUCCUGAAAGAAAUAAACCAGUUCUUUUUUCUUCCUUA